UAAUAAUUUCGAUCUUUUUAGGUCAUUUGAAAAAAAAAAAAAAAGUCAUUAUUAUUUUCUCGUUUCCGGAAUCAAAUUAUUAUUAUUUGGUUCAACUCCAGAUAAUGGAAGCUAGAAGGCUUGCGAUCCUCUGUUCACACCUCAACCCACCUGGUCCGAACCCGUCCCGAGACCCGACUCUCAGGGUCUCCGUUUGCAACUCUGUUUCGUCCGGCGACGACGGGAAACUGGAAUCAUCCAAUCUCCAAAACGACUGUGUUUUCUGUAAGAUUAUCCGUGGCGAGUCUCCAUGUCUCAAGUUGUACGAGGAUGAUAUGUGUUUGUGUAUACUGGAUACUAAUCCACUAAGCAAUGGGCACUCCCUUAUUAUUCCCAAAUUACAUUAUCCAACUUUGGAGGAAACUCCUCCCUCAGUCGUUUCUGCCAUGUGUUCCAAAGUGCCUCUUAUUAGUAACGCCAUCGUGAAAGCUACUGACAGUGAUUCAUUUAACUUAUUGGUUAACAACGGCGCAGCAGCUGGACAAGUCAUAUUUCACACACACAUUCACAUAAUCCCGCGUAAGGAACAUGACUGCUUAUGGGCUUCCGAGAGCGUACGGAGACACACGCUGAAACUUGACAAGGAAGCAUCUCAACUGGUAUCGCGUGUUCGACAGCAAUUGUGUAGCCUUCCUCAAGAACAAUUGGUUCAGCCCUCAUAAAAGUCUCUUAUCAAGAGAUCACCAUUGUUGUAACUUUAGAUACAGAAUCCAAACACGAAGUAUAUUCUGUAUAGUUCAUAUUCAGUCUCGUUUUUGUUUAUCCAUGUUCUUGAAUUUGUCGGUUAGUUUCUCAAGAUAUUUACUUAUUUUAGUUAUAGAAACAGAAGAGGUGGUUUAGUCUCA
This is a messenger RNA of Camelina sativa (false flax), 884 nucleotides long. The record is from RefSeq and is a predicted model, not a curated record. Lineage: Eukaryota; Viridiplantae; Streptophyta; Magnoliopsida; Brassicales; Brassicaceae.